Molecule: messenger RNA, 1824 nt
Organism: Scleropages formosus (Asian bonytongue)
Lineage: Eukaryota; Metazoa; Chordata; Actinopteri; Osteoglossiformes; Osteoglossidae
Gene: stap2a
Product: signal transducing adaptor family member 2a
Exons: 14
Coding region: 228-1484 (418 amino acids)
Molecular function (GO): signaling adaptor activity
Source: RefSeq, a predicted model, not a curated record
CGCAGCGACCCCGCCGGUGUGGGACUGAGGGACACCGGCGGUACCGGCACCGGCCUGUCGAUCAGACAGCUGGCCGUUCACCGUCUCGCUCGGUCGCGCGCGCUCUCUCUCUCUUUCUCACUCACUCACUCAUCCAUCUAUCCAUCCUUCAGUGGCUCGCGCGAGGUGAAGCUCGCGCUCCUACUUUGUUUCUUUGUCCCGCCGCCGCCGCGAGCGAGCGCGCGCGCAUGGCAUCCCCGCGGUCAACGAAGGCGCGAGCCGGGCGCACGCGAGCGCAGCUGCCGCCCUGUUACUACGAGGGAUACCUGGAGAAGAGGACGAGCCGAGACACGGUGUCCCAGCGCCUGUGGACCUGCCUUUGUGGAAAUGCCCUGUUCUUCUUCAACAGCACUAAGGACGCUGCUUAUGCAGAGAAACUGGAGCUGAGCGGCUUUGUGUCCCUGACGGACGAUGACACGCGGGACAAAAACCUGGAGGCGGCGCGUCUCACACUGCGGCUGAAGGAUGGGGAGGUGAAGCUCACGGCUCCCAGUCUGGAGGCACGAGAGCUCUGGAAGGGCUUCAUCCGCUCUGUGGUGGAGCUGUGUGUGCCCAGCUCCCUGAACCUCCUCCCGGGGCAGAUCUACAUGCUGAAGGAGGUGGUCGAGCGAGAGAGGGAGCGGCAGAGGCGCAAACCGCCGCCCACCCAGCCAGCGCCCGCUGUCCCCCUCUACCUGCCCCUUGUGGGGGAAAUACCCGCGUGCUUCCAGCCCGUGUCCCGGACGGAGGCCGAGGUUCUGCUGGAGCGACACCCCGACUGCGGCAACCUGCUCCUUCGGCCCGGCAGGGACGGCUCCUCCCUGGCGGUCACCACCCGCCAGGACCUCCACGGAUCUGUUUUCAGACACUAUCGUGUCACACAGAAACAGGAUGGAGGAUAUUUGAUUGAGGUGGAGAAUCCAAUUCCUUGUGCCACCCUCCAUGAUGUGAUCGAGCGUCUCGUGGAGAAGACGGCCGGGACGCUUCAGCCCUUCCUGCUGGAGCAGCCGUACGAGCGCAACAUCACGUUUGUGCAGUCUGAUGAUGAGAGCGGCGAGAGGAGUCUCCAGAGGACCUUUAGUGGGCCCCUCCCCAUGAUGCCUCCACUGCCCCCCAAGCCAGGCCCCCCAUGGGAGCAGGCGGAGGAGAACGUCUACCUGAACGAACCCUGCGGUCUGCGGCGCACUCGCUCCAUCCCUCCCCCCGCCACAGAAGAGCCCCCUGCUCUUCCGCCCAAGCCAGGGCGAAGGGGCUUCCAGAGGCGGAACAACUCCUCCCCGAGCCCUGCCCGUCACGGCAGCUUGUCAGAUGACAUACGGACUCAGAAGCCCCUCCCCCCACCCCCAGCCCCCCAGGAGAAUAGCAGUCAGACGAGACAGCUGAGCCAGGCGGCCGACAUGCUGGCCCAGGCAAUAUCAGAGGAGCUCAAGCUGAAGCUGGAGACCAGACGAGGCAGUCAGCACUGAUCCCUCCCCACUUCACCGCGUCGCCAGCAGAAGCACAGCUGCCCCCUGGAGCAUUGUCACUUCCCUGCGGGAUCGUCCCCUGAGGAGGGGCACCGCAGGCAGGGAGAUCACCGUUUAAAAGACUUUAAAACUGCGCGAGCUGCCUGCGUUUGUUUACUUUGCGCACGGAACGGUUAAGGAUUUGUUUAGAGGACUCUCAUGUGUCACGUUCGCUCUCUGUGCUUUGGUGCUUUGUGUCGAGACAGGCUCUCCUGGACACGCGUGUGCCGGAGGGUGCCGUUAACGUGUUUGUGCUGAAUGUGCUAGUGCUUCUUCAGGAUUAAAGGCUCUGCGCCGGAGG